AUGUCAGGUGUGUGUGUGUCCAUGGAUCUCUCUUAUCAAGCCAUAAAAACUGCUAAUCUGGCUCGAGAGGCGGAUGAACUAAGAACAGCAACAAGGAGGAGAAAUUUGCUGGUUUUAAUUUAUCAUCAUUUACUGGAGGAGGGGUAUAUGGAUGCAGCAAAAGCACUAGAAAAAGAAAGCAGUUUUGGUUUGUGCCGUUUUGAGGUCUGCGAUAAUGUAGACCUGGACACAGUUCUCAUGGAAUAUGAGAGUUAUUAUUUCAUAAAGUUUCAGAAAUUUCCCAAGCUGACGAAGAAUCUGCCAGGACAAGGAGAGAGUCGACUUGUAAAGAGCUGUGGUAAAAGGAGGACGUCAUCAUCUACCAGUCAGACACUCCCAAGAAUCAACUCUAUCCAGCGUCCUUUAUCCAGAAACACUGUUAAAAAUUCUGAAUCUAAACUAACAGGGAGAGACUUCAGUAAAUCCAGCAGUGAAAGCGAGCACCUGUCCCCAGCAGAGACAUCACAAUUUGGCCUGAAUGUGUCUCCAAUCAUCAGGAAUGGGACCGGAGAGGGGACACACAUGAGAAAGGGACAUCUGAUUGACUACAAAAAUCUGAUUCAAGAUGAAGUGAAAGGUGCCGCUAAUGACACAAUCAACAUUCUGCCCUGUGCCUCAGAUUUCUCAGAGCGUUUGUUGAAACCGAUCAGUUCCUUCAUUGGGAUGAAUAGUGAAAUGAGAGAACUUGCUGCUGUUAUUAACAGAGAUAUCUAUUUACACAACCCCAACGUGCGCUGGGACGACAUUAUAGGCCUGGAGGCGGCCAAGCGAUUAGUCAAAGAAGCUGUCGUCUACCCCAUUAAGUAUCCUCAACUGUUCACUGGAAUUCUGUCACCAUGGAAGGGUUUACUCCUAUAUGGGCCCCCAGGCACAGGGAAAACCAUGCUGGCCAAAGCUGUGGCCACGGAAUGUAAAACAACGUUUUUCAACAUCUCUGCAUCCAGCAUUGUGAGCAAGUGGAGAGGAGACUCUGAGAAAUUAGUUCGGGUUUUGUUUGAGCUGGCGAGAUUUCACGCCCCGUCCACCAUCUUCCUGGACGAGCUGGAGUCAGUGAUGGGCCAGCGAGGGGUUGGCCAAGGUGGUGAACAUGAGGGCAGUAGAAGGAUGAAGACAGAGUUACUGGUUCAGAUGGAUGGAUUGGCACGAUCUAACGACCUUGUGUUCGUGCUGGCUGCCUCAAACUUACCCUGGGAGUUGGAUCAUGCAAUGCUGAGGAGACUAGAGAAACGGAUACUGGUGGGUCUGCCAUCUGCCGCUGCCAGACAGGCCAUGAUUAGUCAAUGGCUUCCUCCAGUCAGCAACACAGGUGCUGUGGAAUUGCGCACAGAGCUGGACUAUGACAGGCUAGCACAGGAGACUGAUGCUUACUCUGGGUCAGAUAUCAGAUUAGUGUGUAAGGAAGCCGCAAUGAGACCUGUGCGAAAAAUCUUCAACGCCCUUGAAAAUCACAUUGAGGGUCAGUCUAAUAUGCCGGUUAUUGAACUAGAAACUGUGACCACAGCAGAUUUCCUGGAGGUGAUUGCUCACACCAAACCAUCAGCCAGAAAUCUGACGGAUAGAUUCUCCGCCUGGGAGAGAGAAUAUGAGUCUGUUUGAGACAACAUCAUUUCAAUAACACAUGGACUGUUAUUACAACUACAUGAAUUUAUAUUACACACCUACCAACUCUAUUUUAUGAGGUGAUUGUGUGUUUUGUUACAUUUGUUUGUACAUUGUCUGUAAAGGGUUUUUUGAGAAAAAAAUAAGACUGCAAGGAACUGCACUGGGGAUGAGCGUAUUAAAAAACAAUUUCCAAAAAUAGUUUUCUGUCCUGUUUACUUUAACCGUUUACACUAAAUACACCUCUAAUGUACAUGUAUAGACUUUAUAGGUGCACUAAGUGUUAGUUUUUUGUUUGUUUUGCUGGCUGGUAUUACAGCAGUAAUGGAUUUCAUGCUGACACCUAUCAAUGUAGAUGUAGCAUCAUGCAAAAAGUUUUUGAUUACCAAUGUCAUAGAAGAAAUGCCUUAUUCACAGGCCUAAUUGUUCUCUAUGAUUAAAUUAUUCUGCAAAAAUGUGACCGAAAGUGUCCAAAAGGAGCAUUACAGAGAUAAAGUGAGUAGCAGUAUUCGGCUGGUCAUGUGAUCUCAGCAUGGCAACCACCAUCAUCCUCAUGUCUUAUAACAGCUUUUCUAAGCUACUGAUUUGACUGUAUUUAUCUUUAGGGGUAAAACUGUUUUAAGUGGAACAAAAAUACUUCUAAGUGCACCAUUAAUAUCAUAAUUCCAAGAGACUGACUGAAUGUGUUAGGUAGGUACAGAUCUAUACAUGGUAAAUUGCUUAGAUGUCUGCACGGGCCUUGAAAUAAAACCCGACCCGUACCUGAGACCAUGUGACCCGACUCUACCGAUCUGAACGUUACCAUCAGGUUUUAAGCCUGAACCCAAAGCAAGUGUUGUUACAAUAGGCUGUAUUUUAUGUAUGGAUCAUAGGCAAAAUUCAUAACAGUAAACAUACACAGUUUUUACAAGGCACUACGGCUCAUCAGCACACCAGAGCAGAAGCAAAACAAACAAAAAAAACACUGGCUUACUGUGUAUCAAGCACCGAAAUUUUGCUUGGCGCAGAACAUCAUGAAAUCAUGUGUAACAAUAUAACAGUCACAUCAAGUCCUCUUUGCUGCUUGGACUUUUUCAGAAUGUUGAAUCUUGUGACACCUGUGCUAAAACGUAGUGCAACGAAUUAAACAGAAUGCAGGUGUCUCAACAUGCGUUUUUGAAACUUGAAGUUCUUUUUUACUUGACAGUGUCUAAAAAAUAUAGUGGCCCUUCGCGAGACCCUGAUGAAACUGCAAGACUCGGUGCAACAGUCAAAGACAAUAUUCUGUAACUGUUGUUCUGCCAUGACAGUAGAUGAGUUGAAAGAGAAAGCUCACAGCAGUGGACAGUUCACACUAAUCUCGCUAUAGCGUUGCCCCUUGCGGCAAUGUUGAGGAUGCAAUGUGUAGUUGCAUUAAGUUAUGAAUUGCGGUCUGAUACAGAGAUGUUCACAAGUCUUUCAUCUGAAGUCCGAGUCAAGUCUGAAGUCUUGAAGCUAGAGUCCGAGUCAAGUCUGGAGUCUUUAACACUGAAGCCAGAGUCAAGUCUUGAGUAUUUUGUCAUGAGUCCAAGUUGAGUCUUAAGUCACUAAAUGUUACAUCUUAUAUAUAUAUAUAUAUAUAUAUAUAUAUAUACACACACUGGUGGCCAGA
Myxocyprinus asiaticus (Chinese sucker) is the source of this 3268-nucleotide messenger RNA. It is a transcript of the gene katnal2, whose product is annotated as katanin p60 subunit A-like 2. The record is from RefSeq and is a predicted model, not a curated record. The transcript has 16 exons. The coding region runs from base 1 to 1635 and encodes 544 amino acids. NCBI's taxonomy places the organism in Eukaryota, Metazoa, Chordata, Actinopteri, Cypriniformes, Catostomidae. Gene Ontology annotation, molecular function: ATP hydrolysis activity; ATP binding; protein binding.